AAAAAAUGCAACAGCUGAGGAAGAUUGGCAAUCACAGUGUAAACAUUGCUGAGUGAAGACAUCUGAGGACAUCUUGACAAUGUCAACAUUUUCCAAAUCAACAAAAACAACCACAACAUCAGCGCCACCACGAUAUUGCACCUUACCCACCCAACAAGGAGAAGCCUUCACCUAUGCCCUGUAUCUACAUCGCGAAGAGUUGAGGAGAAGCCGUUCCUCAGUCGGUGUCAAACGCACCAAAUUGCUGCUCACACAAGAACUCAUCUCGAAAACUAUUAAGAAUAUCAACAAAUGCUCCGCCGAUGAUUUACAAAUUCUCAGCCGUGAGACGAUUUUCAAAAAGAAUUUACAUCGCGAAAUAGCCCGACAGAGACAUCGCCAUUAUUUGCAUAUGUUGCGUCUGAAGAAUCAGCAGCAGGAAAUAAUUGCCGAGAAUCGGGUGUAUUUACAUGGAGAGAGUUGUCGUGCGAGGCAGGAGUUGAACCAGAACUCGUAUAAUGCCGCAUCGUCGCAGGCCAUGGAAGUUAGUCACUAAGUUUCAAAUGUUUAAAAAAUAAUUCUAAAAUGUUUUUUUAUUUGCAUUUAUUAUAUUUUGUAUAUAUUUAAAAAGAAAUAAACAAGUUAAAAAUUA
Molecule: messenger RNA, 631 nt
Organism: Musca domestica (house fly)
Lineage: Eukaryota; Metazoa; Arthropoda; Insecta; Diptera; Muscidae
Exons: 1
Coding region: 80-535 (151 amino acids)
Source: RefSeq, a predicted model, not a curated record